AUGAAGCUCCUGCACUUUCUCUACGGAGCCCUAGCUCUUUCCACAAGCGUCUCAGCCUACACUCUCCCAAAAGCCAGAGAGAGCCUCGUCACGAGCUGGAAUGGAACCGCCAACUCAACCUCCUCAGCCAUCCCCUACUCCUCCGCAACCCCAAUCUACAACUCCACCUACAGUACCUCCAAAGACGCAGUCUCAUCGCCGAACAACGUCUCCGAGCCGCUUCCAUCCCCAAUAGCUUCUUCGUGGCCAUCUCCAGUCCUCUGGGCCAACAGCACCAGCAGCAACACCAACAGCACCAAGCUCCCACUCUCCUCUCUGAACAUAAACACCACCUCCUCUUCCGCCUCGCCAAAAAAAGCGCUGUCAAACCCCGGCCCCGACAAAGCCUCCUCAAACCCCACCCGCGACCCCGACACUCUCGCCCACACCCAAGGCCUCCCGAACCCACACGACGUCUCGCGCACGAAGCUCACCACCUUCUGCGGCACCUCCUCCACAGAGCGCGCGCACUGCCGCGCGCUCGCCUCGCACGUGCACCAGUGCAGUGGCGCGCAGCGCCCGUGCCCGGACGGCCUUGCGCGCGACCUGCUCGCGUCGACGGUCGCGCUGGAUCCGUGUGCCGCGGCGGAUGAGCAUCUUGAGUCGGCGCUGUGUGAGAAGUGGGCGGUUGAGGCGCGGAGGUGUCGCGAUGCGAGCAAGAGGGCGUGUGGGCAUCAUCAUGUGCUGUAUUUGCUGAGGGGGAUGAGGGACUUUUUGGGGCUGGAGGCGGAGUAGGGAGUGAGGAUGGGUGGGGAUGGUGGAGGAGUGGGGCGUUUGGUUUCUUUGGAGAGGCGCAAUGGAUGUAAUGUCGGGCAUUCAUUCAUGCUGUUACUGUAGUUUACUACUCUUACCAUAUCGAUAUAAUACUUUGGUGGCUUGGUAAAUUUCGUAUCUCGGAUGCCCGUCUCUCUCAGGCUUCCCGUUGUAAUUCUCCGUUGGUAUGUGACGAUCUGGCUGCGGUUGGCGAGGACACUUUUGUUAAAUUCCUAGAGUCCACGUCUGCAAAGGCGGGAAGGGAAGGCCGAAGAGGUUGAAUCCUAAGAGCGAGGAAUCCUGUUAUCAGAUGAAGGAAGACCAGGAUAGGGUUGCUGCGAGAACCGAGCACCGCCAGGAGAUUUAAAAGGCAGAGAAGAUGACAAGCUUUAGGUCGCCGCAAGGCGGCUGCCAGUGCUUGAUUUCCUUGACGUCGUUGUG
This is a messenger RNA of Trematosphaeria pertusa, 1233 nucleotides long. RefSeq lists its product as uncharacterized. The record is from RefSeq and is a predicted model, not a curated record. The transcript has a single exon. NCBI's taxonomy places the organism in Eukaryota, Fungi, Ascomycota, Dothideomycetes, Pleosporales, Trematosphaeriaceae. The coding region runs from base 1 to 774 and encodes 257 amino acids.